AUGAUGAAGGAUACAUACUAGAGAAUCAUACUCUUCCAAGCUGUUGAACCAUUUAGGCAAUGAUGGUCCGUCUAUCGGUUGAUCUCAUUGCAAGAACAAGCAGUCACCUUCGCAGCCGGAAAGAUGAGUCCGUAGCCCAAUACUUGAAGAGAGUGACUCAUCUGAAUUUUUCAAAUAAAAACAUUGACUAUGUGGAGGAUCUGUCCAUGUGCAGAAACCUCACAGUUUUAUACCUGUAUGACAACAACAUCAGUCAAAUUGGAAAUCUUGGAUUUGCCACAAACCUAACACACCUGUACCUCCAGAAUAAUUGUCUAUCCACCAUAGAAAACCUGAGUGGGCUAAGAAGACUUGAAAAGCUAUACCUGGGUGGCAAUUAUCUCACUGUGGUUGAAGGUUUAGAGGGUCUUCAUGAACUGAGGGAACUGCACCUUGAGAGUCAGCAUAUCCCACCAGGAGAGAGGCUACUGUUUGAUCCUAGAACACUCCAUUUUAUAUCUACAUCUCUCUGUGUGCUGAAUAUCAGCAAUAACAAUAUUGAUGAACUGAAGGAACUUGCGGUGUUGGAAAAUCUGACUCAGCUUGUGGCAAUGGACAAUCAUCUUACAGAUAUUAAGGACUUGGAGUUUGUCUUGAGGAAAUGGCCAAAGCUAUGGAGAAUGGAUCUGAGUGGAAACCUAAUUUGCCAGAAGCCCAAAUACAGAGAUAAAGUUAUUGUCACUUCAAACACAUUGGAAAUCCUGGAUGGUAAAGAAAUAACAGUAAUGACCAGACAGUUCUUGGUUAAAUGGAAAGCCUCAAGGGAUGCCAGAAAGAAAAGCAGAAAAGAAAACAUGGAGGGACAGUUAGUCUCCGACCAGCUAUAUAACUUAGAGAAUCCUGGCUCUCUUCUUCUUGUCCAGUAUCAGAACACAAAAUAUUUGGAGAAGGAAAAAUCAAAUUAUAUCUUCAUGGCUAAGAUGCUAAGUGAGAGCAAACAAAGCCAACUGCAAAGAUCGCUUUUGCCGACUACAAAGAGAACUAUUAACAUCAGUGAAGAUAUUCGACAAUUAGCUGUAAAGGAUCCUGCAAGCUCACUGCCUGGACAAGACGUUCCUGAACCACACGUACACAGUCAAGUAGUGCUCUGAGUACAUGGACCAUCCACCUUCUACAAAAUUACCCGUCUCCUCCAAUA
Nanorana parkeri is the source of this 1177-nucleotide messenger RNA. It is a transcript of the gene PPP1R42, whose product is annotated as protein phosphatase 1 regulatory subunit 42. The record is from RefSeq and is a predicted model, not a curated record. The transcript has 8 exons. Bases 60 to 1130 code for a protein of 356 amino acids. Lineage: Eukaryota; Metazoa; Chordata; Amphibia; Anura; Dicroglossidae. Gene Ontology annotation, molecular function: protein binding.